This is a messenger RNA of Fusarium mangiferae, 1707 nucleotides long. RefSeq lists its product as uncharacterized. Lineage: Eukaryota; Fungi; Ascomycota; Sordariomycetes; Hypocreales; Nectriaceae. The record is from RefSeq and is a predicted model, not a curated record. The transcript has a single exon. The coding region runs from base 1 to 1707 and encodes 568 amino acids.
AUGGAAGCACCCUACCGAUUUCGCGUCAUCGACGCAUACAACUACACUUACGACACCCCAGAACCGUGGCAGGCGUGGCAUGAGGCAUAUUUUCGUCGGAUUUCUAGCGUGCUUGGGGCCAAUGGUGAGCCGGUCAGGCUUAAAGACGAUGGUUGCACCAUGCCCGAGUACACGACACCAAAUUGUACCCGCACUUGCAGCAACGCCACUAGCAUGUUCUACUCGGAGUCAAACGUUUGGAACUGCAUAGCCCUGGCGACUGUAUCCAUACAAGUCCUCCAAGGCAACAAAUCGUUUGAUGAAGAAAAUGUUGCUUUGAUGGACCAGAGAUUCAAUCUAGGGGGCUCUGAUCUACGAGCCAUUGACCAGCUCGGUAUCUUCGCACAGGUAAGAGGGUGCUUCUCGCAAUCUUGUGAGGAUUCAAAGUUCGGGAGCUGUACGCCAAAGUUUAAGCCAUACCGGAGCCGCCCAAUCAAUGCUAGCAACAUCCACGAGUUUGCCAAUAUUACCAACGGACCAUACUGUCAGAGUACAUCACUGGGCAUCGAUUCAGAUAUUGCAGGGCCGGGCAUUCUUGUUUCGUACAUGAUGCUCUUAUCCCUGGUUUUACUCUUAUCUGUGCUCUUUUGCCUCUUCGGCCUGUACGGGAUCAAAGCUAGGGAGGAGACAACAGAGCCUUCAGAUUCGUCGCAAAAACCGCGAAAAAAAGUUCAAUCUCUCAUCAUCAACCUCCAGGAGGCCCAGGGAUCAUUUGUGUUCACGGUCAGUCUCGUGUACCUGAUCGCUUUCGAUGGGAACACGGUCGGCUUAUCUAACAUUGGAACACUUCUCUCCUAUGUUAUUAACCGGAACAUUGGCUAUGGCUUGAUGAUCAUUGGCACUUUCUCGGUGGCCUUUCUCCACUAUUUCGCAUGCAAGUCCGGUAUGCACCAGGCUGAAUCUCUUUUCUUAGUCCUAAGCAAUAUGACAAUGCUCGCUCGUGCCCACUACACUUAUACCAAAGGUUCAUGGGCGAAGCCGGAAAGAUUUUUGGGCAGCCUUAGGAAAAACGCUAAACUGGAGAAAUGCGGAAACAAUCCAGGUCCCAUGUCUUUUUGCUUGGGGGCCCAGCUUCGAGGAUUGACCAAGACCCAGCAGACCUUUGCUCUGACUAAGAAGAUGGUUUAUGCUGUCUAUGUCCUUUGCACCUUGCUGCUGAUAGACGACACUGUGCGCUUUCUCAGGAAAAGGCGGCCAGACUCUCAGAUAUACCGUUGGGUUUCAUUCGCCUUUUAUCCAUUGCUAUUUGCUGGAUUGACUUCAUUGAUCAUUGGGCUGAUUGAUUUGGUGGCUGCAUUUCACCGGAUCAAGGAGCUCAAUGGUGGAGAGCACUCAUGGAGUUUUGGCCAAUUCGUUGCGGUGUCUGUCUGGGGUCCGAUGGCCUUGAAGUUGAUUGGGGCCCUCCUUUCCAUGAUCGGAGCCUGGGGGCCCUUUCAAAAAGCCAGCAUAGGCGCCAAUUCCCAUACGCUCCAACGAGCCAAAGACUUUCUUAGCAACCAUUCAUCACAGGAAAGCAUAAGUGAUGGGAUUAAUGGACGCCGUUUUUCGCUUCUACAUUCGCCAGGAAUUUCUAUGGCUGAUUUGGGUGUAGGAAAUGGCUCAAAUAAUAGCAAUGAGGCAUUGCAAGGAUCUGGCUUACGCCCGACACAGCCAUCUAGGAACAUUUGA